Entrophospora sp. SA101 is the source of this 1593-nucleotide messenger RNA. NCBI's taxonomy places the organism in Eukaryota, Fungi, Glomeromycota, Glomeromycetes, Entrophosporales, Entrophosporaceae. The record is from the annotation of a GenBank genome assembly.
AUGACUUCACCAAAACAUCCACUUUUACCACCAUCAUCGAGAUCAAAUUCUCCUUUAUCAUCAUCGUCACGAAGUCAAUCACCAUCAUCUCUUACUACUGGAUAUCAAGCGGUGUUUGAUAAUGAUAAUUCUAAUAACAAAGGUGGUAAAUAUCAACCUAUAGUCAACAUAAAUGAUGAAGAGGAAAGGGGAGAAGGAGAUGAGCAAAUUCCAAAUGAUAAAAAAGAUAUAGAAUUAUCACAAAAUGGUGAAAUGGGUGGUGGUGAAGUUACUGAACUGGAAAAACCUUGGAAAUAUAAGAUGAUGGCUUUAUUAUGUGCUUUAUCUUUAGCCGCUGGAAGUCAUUAUGCAGCUCACACAUUAGGUGCUUUAAAAUCCACUAUUAAAAAGGAACUGGGAAUAACAAAUUCAGAAUAUGGAAUCAUUCAAUCAUCAGUUUCACUAGUUAACACAAUUUUACCAUUUCUUGGUGGUGUGUUUAUUGAUACAUUUGGUACAUCACUAGGAUCAAUUCUAGCUACAUCUUUAAUAGCAGCCGGUAAUAUUUUAGUAGCCUUAUCAACCCAUUUAAUUUCAUUUCAUGUGAUGGUUUUGGGAAGAAUCAUGUAUGGAAUUGGAAGUGGUACAAUUGUUACGAUACAAACUGCUAUUCUAAGUCACUGGUUCAAAGGAAAAGGGUUGGCCAUUGCUGUUGGUGUUCAAAUUGCUGCUGCUAGAUUAUCAGCAUUUUUAGCCAAUUUAACAGUUAUUCCAAUCACCAGAGUUACUGGGUUUUAUGGAUAUGCAUUUUGGUUUGCUUCUUUCCUUUGUUUGACUUCUUUUACAAUUAAUCUGAUAUAUGUCACUGUAAACCGAAUCAUUCGCGACCAAUUAAGUGCCAAUGAAAUAAGAAAACUUAAACAAAAACGAACAUUCAACUAUCACAAUUUACUAUAUUUUCCUACGCUAUAUUGGAUUUUUGUUUUAUUGGAAUUUGGUUUAGGCAGUGCUUGGACUUCAUUUUUACAUAUUCAUACUGAAUUGGUGAAAAAAAGAUGGAAUAGCAGUGAUGAAAUUGCAGCAUAUAAUUCAAGUGUGGCUCAAUUUCUACCGAUAUUUGUUUCGCCUUUCCUUGGCUAUUUAUUAGAUAGAUUUGGUAAAAGAUCUAUAGCAUUAAUAGUAUCAGCAGUAUUUCUUAAUUUAUCAAUGUACCUGCUUGGAUUUACAUCAGCAAUAUCGCCAAUCAUAGGAAUGGUAUUCUUUUCAAUUUCAUUAUCGCUAGGCACAGCAUUGGGUAUAGUAAAAUCAACAUCAAAUAUUGGUGCAACCAUUUAUGAUAUUUGUGUUGGUUUGUUACAAGAUUUAAAUAAUGAAGAUGGUAAGGAUGGAGAAGGCGGUGAGAAUGAAUAUGAUUUAGUGAUGCAUUUGUAUGUUUUUACAAGUUUUGUUACUAUAUUGGUUGCAGUGUUAUUGUCAAUUGUUUCUAAAAAAUAUUAUGAUGGUGUUUUGGAUAUGAAAGAUGACGAAAGAAAGGACUAUUAUGAAAUGAAAAAAGCAAGUAAUGGCAAGAAUAGCAAUAAUGAUGGUGGUAGUAGUACUAAUUAUAGAAAAUAA